AUGGGCAAGCCACUGUCCUCAUCCCAUAAGCCCUCUGGCCUACAAAGCUAUCCUCUAGAGAGCAUAUACAACUUUUCAAGGGGAAAAAAAAAGAAAAAGAGGGAGAGGACCACAAUGUAUCCCGUAGGAUAUCAAUGCUCUCACUGGGUGACUGAUCCGUGGAAGCAGCAACAGACGACGACAGCCUCACAGCAACAGCAGCAGGCAACUCCAGUCACAGUUUCUAGUCACUUUCUUCCUUUUGGGACCCCGACAGACUUCUUUGGAGAAAUGCACCUGUCACGGACCCAGAUUCCCCCAGCCAUCAUGGCUAAUGUGAUGCCCAUCACCGUGAAUCACCGGUACAUGAACCUUCACAAUCGUAGUCCCUCUCCCACGUGGAACAAGCAAGGGGAUUAUGACGCUCUUCACUCGGACGACUCAAGGAGUUCUGACGAAAAGGGGAAGGAUGACCUGUUGGCCAUGUCUACCAAAGAUGGAAGGAAUGUCAUUUACAAUCCUCCAGCGAUCCCCAGCUACCGCUUCACUUCUCACUUUUCACAGAGGGGCCUGAAGCGGAGUUACGACAUGCAUCACGGGGGAUGGGGAAGAUCUGGGCAUGGGGGACACCGGGGGUCAGGUCAUGUGAAGCGUAACCGCUCGUCCCCUUCUCCUCCUCUCUCCCCUCACAUAUCUCCUCACAUUUCCCAUCCAGAGCAUAUCAUCUACCCAAGGGAAGAGUUAGAUCUCUUGUCUCAAGAGAUCUGGGACAAAUUCAUGUCCAUGCGGCAGGAUGAUGAGACCCUCUUCAGGAAGCACUACCUCCGAACUCGCAUCUACACCAUCAUCAAGCAUCAUUUCCCAUACUGCCGACUGUACCUGGUGGGGUCAUCGAUGACUGGGUUUGGUAUUGGGAAUAGUGAUGUCGACAUGUGCCUCAUGAUCUCCCCAGGCGAUAUCGACCAACGCAAUGAGGCCACGCUUGUCCUCCGCAGGGUCUCCCAUGUCCUUCGCAAAUUCACAGAGUUUGUCACAAACUUGGAGCUGAUCCGAGCCAAGGUCCCGAUCCUGAAGUUUGGUGAUGCAGUCUCUGGCAUCGAGGUGGAUCUCAACUGCAACAACUCAGUGGGGAUUCGCAACACGCAUCUCUUGUAUGCGUAUGCCAACGCCGACUGGCGCGUGAAGCCACUGGUCCUCAUAGUCAAGCUCUGGGCUCAGAGGCAGAACAUCAAUGAUGCAAAGAACAUGACCAUAUCCUCUUACUCUCUCACACUCAUGGUCAUACACUAUCUUCAAGUGGUGGAGCCAGGGGUGGUGCCAUCGAUGCAGGAGAAGUUCCCGCAUACAUUCUCCCCGCAGAAGGCACUUCACUUUGUGGUACCAGGUGAGAAUGUCGAGGGCCUCCUUCAGCCAUCGCCCAAUCGCACCUCCCUCGCUGAACUCUUCCUUGGCUUCCUUCACUACUAUGCCUACGAGUUCAACUAUGCAGAGCAUGCCAUCUCGGUGAGGCUAGGGAAGGCCGUUCCCAUCUCGCUGUGCCGCUAUGCUGGCUCCCCCAAGAAUGAUCCCUUUCAGUGGAAGUGCCUCUGCAUCGAGGAGCCCUUCGACCACACCAACACGGCGAGAUCGGUGUACGACGAGAAGACGUUCGAAGGGGUCUUGAAGGUCUUUCGCUGGAGCCACGAUCAACUGAAGAAAACACAGAACCUGGGAUCCAUCCUCAGCGAACGUCCCAUGCCCGAAUGACACCCACUUCCCAUGCUGCAACUAUUUUUUUUUUCCCCUCUUUUUUCGUCUCCAUGUUGCAACAACCACGUCCGAUAAGUCGGAGCCCCUCCGAGGUCGGCCGCACUCGUGGAGUUCGAGCUUUUAGAUUUGCUCCAGCUGUGG
Darwinula stevensoni is the source of this 1869-nucleotide messenger RNA. NCBI's taxonomy places the organism in Eukaryota, Metazoa, Arthropoda, Ostracoda, Podocopida, Darwinulidae. The record is from the annotation of a GenBank genome assembly.